This is a messenger RNA of Mesocestoides corti, 4383 nucleotides long. The record is from the annotation of a GenBank genome assembly. NCBI's taxonomy places the organism in Eukaryota, Metazoa, Platyhelminthes, Cestoda, Cyclophyllidea, Mesocestoididae.
AUGGCAGGUGCCACUCGACCUGAAAACUCACAGUGGUUGACAGAAGGGAAAGCCCGAAUAGCGGAAUCGGGGCACCCACACUCUUGGCAUCAGACAACCUCUUAUUUCACUGGUAGACUGCGACCAGGUUGGCUCUACUGUGUGGCCGCCAAUGCUGCUGGCCGGGCGAUAUCUUCUCCUUCAAAAGUUUUAUUUGCUCAAAUUGACGAACCAAAGGCUUGUGAAACUCAGACGUUGAUUUUAAGGGAACAAUCACAUCUGAGAAUAAACUGCUCUGUUCCCGAAAGCAUUCCUCCAGCCACCGUUCGAUGGAUGCAGCGUCACACGGAUGGUCAAAUGGAGUUUAUUCACGAAAAUCGCACACUUGCCGUGGAUGAUGAUGGUAAUCUUCUGGUCGCAGCAAGCGGCAUCGCCAACUCAACCACUCUGACGCUAUUCUGUUCUGCGAGUAACUCACUCCUUCGGACAAUGAGAACUGGCUGUGAAAACGUCCUCCACGUAAGGCUAAGCACGCGUUUCCAGAAGGCAGCUGGCCCCAUUCUAAUGGCUAGCUCACCACCCACACAGACACGACUUCUGAACGAGACAGCUGAAUUCCGAUGCCUCAUUUCCUCCUUCCCUGGAACUGAGCUCCGGUGGUACUGGAAAUCUGCCAACUUUGAAUCUGCUCUCGAGUUGGGUCAGGGAGAAAAGAGCACGAAUUACAAAGAAGUAUUUCCAAAUGAUUUACGAGUCGAGUUGAAAAACGAAGGAACACUCCUAAUCAUACCUCGAGUUACUUUUGAGCACGCUGGACUCUAUUCUUGCAAGACAGUUAACAAACCGGGAGUUAACUCAAUGAUCGUAUCUGCCUCAUUCAAAUUAAACGUCGACUCUAUUCCGCAGUUUAAAGUAAGGCCAGUUGACACUACCGUGGCCAUUGGAGGCUCAGCUGAGCUACGCUGCGAACCAUGGGAGACGGGUGGCUCGAAAGUGAACGUCUCGUGGCUGAUGAACGGACAACCCAUCAGCAGGUAUCUCGAUGGAGUAAAGAAGAGGCGAUCCGGCAACGACCUUCUUUUUCGUGACUUGGACAUGACGGACAGCGCAGUCUUUCAAUGCAACAUAAGCAACCGAUAUGGCUUUCAGUUAACCAAUGCCUACAUCAAUGUCUGGAACUCCCCACCGGCAAUACUUCGGGGUCCUUCGGAAGAAACAACCGUGGCUGAGGGGCAAAAUGUGAUUUUGCAUUGCCAAGUUGUGAACAUUCCUUCUCCCAGAGUUUACUGGACUAAGGAAGGAAGCGAAGCAGUGUCUGAUGAUACCGGAAGCGAUUUUGGGCGAAGAAAACUACUUACUGAUGGCAGCCUUGAAAUCACAAAGGCGACUUUGGCCGAUGCCGGGGUCUACAAGUGUGUCGUGGCAAACCGAUUUGGCAGCUCCUCGGCAUCUGGACGCCUUGUAAUCAGACAGGCAACGCGAGUGAUUUCAGGUCCUUUGUGGAUUGGCACCCAUCCUCUGCAAAAGACAACGGGAGAUGGAAAAAUUACCGCGACCGUCGGGGUGGAAUUAUCACUUUCAUGUCGAGCUGUGACAGAUGCGAUGGAGGUUUCAAAUUUACAAAUCAAAUGGCGGUGGUUGGGUUUGCCUAAAUUUGGAGAGUAUCAAGAUUAUGGUGGUUCGGAUGUACUUACUGUCUAUUCGGACCUUCCACCUGAUACGCUUCGCGGAGUUCAACGAAUGGUCGGUGGGAAUGCGGUUGAGUCCUCCCUCACCAUACCAAAGGCGCUUCCUUCCCACUCAGGAACCUAUCAGUGCCUUGCGCUAAGUGCACUCGAUAACGACUCCCAAACUGUUGAUGUCAUCAUCAAAGGACCUCCUGAUCCACCUGCUUCCACUACUCUUGACUGUACACUGACACCUAAGAAGAGAACUACUGUACUCUCCUGGACGCCUGGUUGCGACAACAACGCCCCCCUUAGCGACGUCCAAAUUGAAUACGUCGUGGGGUUUUAUCGUCCUCUUGGCAAUGGUCAGCCAUUAGCAACUCCUUCCUUCACUUCCCACAACACAGCAGCUAUCUUUCAAGCUCUCAGCACGAAUCUCCGCAGAAAAGAGUGGAGAACUAUGAAUCAUAGUUUGACGGUAGUUCAUCCACAUGAUGGCGAUGUUGCGCUGGUCAAUUUAACUCGGGGUUUGGCAGUAGUCCCCAUUCAUCCUGAUGUCGCUUAUCAAUUUCGUAUAAGAUUGGUGAACAGCAUUGGGAUCUCACUACCAGGACCCACAGCACCAGGACCAGACGAGGAGAAGCAGAAGCGCUGUUUGCUUAAACCACAACCACCAAAUGUAAGACCAGAGGAGCUACAUGUCUACGGAAACGUACCAAACACUGUGACUGCUGUAUGGAAGCCAAUCGCUCCGAUUCACCACAAUGGCCCAGGCUUGAGGUACCACUUACUGAUAAGAUGCCUCAAUUGCGACCACGGCGUUUACUACAAUGGUCUAGUAAACGAGACCGUUGUAUCCAACUGGAAUCAGAGCCGAUUUGUAUUUACAACCAUCCCUGUCUCCGACACCCUCGGUCAACAUCAGUGGCCUGUCGAAAUAUUUAAGCAGUAUACGGUAAGUAUAACCACCUCAAACGCACUGGGUUUCAGCAAAGCAGGGAGCUUGAUUUCCACAGGAUGGUCGGCGGAAGCCCCGCCCUCAAUAGCCCCGCACCGACUGCGAGCAAUCCGCAUUGGGGCUUCGUCGGCGGAGCUUGAGUGGGAGUGGCCAACAGAGAAUUCAAAGGGGCUUAACGGAUUUUUCGUCGGUCUUCGCAUUGAAUGGUGCCUUGCUGAGAAACAGCACAUGUGCGAUCGAUAUAAAGUCGUUGAGGACUUGGUGCUUGUCGAUCCGCCCAAGGAGCUUCACCCCAGCCUGCGGACUGGCCCUGCCAGGUCAAAAUCCAGGAGCCAUUACGCAAACUCCCUUUUAGCAGGUCAAACCGAAAGCCAAAAUCCAGCAUCUACACCAGGAGCAUUCCCUCAGCAUAGACGUGCCGUUCUUCGGGAUUUGCCCGGUCUAAGCCAUCUCCAUGUGUGGAUUCGCCUUUUGAAUAUCCAAUACGAGGGUCCUAGCAGUGAAAUUCUCCACAUUCAUACAAAGGAGGGUGUUCCGGGAGCAGUGGGCGAAUUUACGCAUUCUUUUUCAGGAGUCGACUACGUUGAAGUUGCGUGGGCCAAACCCCUCCAUACCAAUGGUAUUCUCACGGGCUACGUCAUCGACGUCCUUCCAGGAACUGACGAGGACGAUUCCAAAGAGACUGGUGGUAAUAGUCAACUGUACCAAACGACGAUUUCUGAUCCCGAUCAGAUGGCAGCUCGCAUUUCAGGGCUGGAGAUUAACUCAUCCUACAAACUGGUAAUCAGUGCCCUAACCGCUGUUGGUGCAGGCAAAUCACGGGAACUGAAAGUCCACACGGCGAAACAAAUACUAAAAUUCGGGGUGUCUCCUAUAUAUGGCUCAACCAAUUUACUAAACGUCAGCCUCGUCCAAUCGACCGAUUCAUUGUACAGGCGGAGCGAUGAAAAUCAGCACCUAGCGAUACAGCGAGACGACACGCUCACCGAUGUCGAACAAUCAUCAGUCAGUGGGACCAGGAUCGGAUUCUGGGCUUUUCUGGUUCAGUUCAAAAAACUACAGGAUGAACAUUGGGAAGAGACAGAAAAGGAACUGACCAAAGACUGGCAAAUAAUUAGCAACCUGGUUCCGGGUGAGGAAUACGAUAUGCGGAUUGUACUAGCGACGAGCUCCUCCAUUUCAUACGUCAGUCCGAUUCGCAUCUUGCGAGUCCCACGGCCCGAGGAAUUUGGUUUUGGCCAUUACGGAGACGUGCACGCCAUCCUGCGGGACCCCUCUCCUUUUCCUGCAGGUGAUGGAGCCUCAUUUAGCGACCUGUCUUUUAUUCUCAAAAUUUUUGUUCCUAUUUCCAUUAUCAUCUUGAUACUGGCACUUGUCUUGGUCGCCGCUUUUUGUCUCAGAGGCCCAUUUGCACGAGGGUUCAGUCACGGAGGAAUGCAUCUCAUAAGUAACCUGACUCAAGCUACACCGACGGAGAAUUCAGUUUUGGGGGAGACGUGUGAAGCCUUUAAAGGGUCUCGGAAAGCCGAAAACGGUUCUUCUAAAGGGUGGUUUGACAAUGACGGCGCAAUGGCCCAGCAUGACCUCCCAGGCCAGGAUCACUCACAGCACCCCAACUCAACCUUUGCACCUACUCGUUGUCUUUCUCCGUCUUUCACGUUGGUACCACCGAUGGUGACCACGGCCUGGCAACGACCCGGGACUCAAGGCAAUUCUUCAAUCCUGAUCAGAAAUCAUGAAAUUUCAAGUGAAAAAUUUAAGAUGCAAAAAGAUCUGUGA